AUGAAUAAAUGGACACUUAAAUUUGAGAAUUAGGCUUUGGAAAAUUAAUAUCAAGCAAAACAAUAAGUUUACUAUCAAACCCUUAUUUUUAAAGUUAUAUCAAUAUCAUCUGUUCUAUUGCAUUUAGGAAAGCUAAUUUCCGAUUAAUCUUAAAAUGCUCCUUCAAGAAUUGAAUUAUAAACUCCAGGAUUGAUUAUUUCAAUACUGUCUUUGAUUGUGAUAUCUGGAUAUCCUAAAUACUCAUCAACUGCGAUGAUUUUGUUAAAUUACACAUUCUCUUUAGUUUAAUUUUGGGUUGACAAUGUAUAUGGUUAAUAAAGGAGUUUUGUUCUUGGGUCAAAUGUUAUGGCAUCAUAAAUGCUACUUAUGAUGUCUUUAGAAUUUUAUUAANCUUUAUAAUUAAAAUUAGGUAAAUAAUAAAUUAAUUAUUAUUUAUAAGAAUUUAAAGAUAAAACUUAAAUUAAGAUAUUAAUAAAACAUAAAAGUAGAAAAGGAUUUAGUAAACUUUUUCAAACUCAAAUUUAUAAUAAACUAUAUUAAAAAUCUUAAAGCCUUUCUAAUUACUUUUUUUCUAAAAUUAGUAAUAUCAAAAUGAGAUCUAAUAUAGAAAAAUAAGUAUUUUAGGAAUGA
Messenger RNA from Paramecium primaurelia, 630 nucleotides. Lineage: Eukaryota; Ciliophora; Oligohymenophorea; Peniculida; Parameciidae. The record is from the annotation of a GenBank genome assembly.